GCGGCGCCGGCGCGGUGGCCCACAGACCUCCGCUCAGGCUCCGGUGCCAGUGGUGCUUCCCGGCAGAGCCAUGGCCACUUUCCGCUUGGCCCUCAUCCAGCUUCAAGUUUCUUCUGUCAAAUCAGAUAACCUCACUCGAGCCUGUGGCCUUAUCUGGGAGGCAGCAAAGCAAGGAGCCAAAAUAGUUUCUCUGCCAGAAUGCUUUAAUUCUCCAUAUGGUACGAAAUAUUUUCCUGAAUAUGCAGAGAAAAUUCCUGGUGACUCCACACAGAAGCUUUCUGAAGUAGCAAAGAAGUGCAGCAUAUAUGUCAUUGGAGGUUCCAUUCCUGAAGAGGAUGCUGGGAAAUUAUAUAAUACCUGUGCCGUGUUUGGGCCCGAUGGAACUUUACUGGUAAAGCACAGAAAGCUCCAUCUGUUUGACAUUGAUGUUCCUGGGAAAAUCACAUUUCAAGAAUCUAAAACGUUGAGUCCUGGUGAUAGUUUCUCCACAUUUGAUACUCCUUACUGCAGAGUGGGCCUGGGCAUCUGCUACGACAUCCGCUUUGCAGAGCUGGCACAAAUCUAUGCACAGAGAGGCUGCCAGCUGUUGGUAUAUCCUGCAGCUUUUAAUUUGACCACCGGACCAGCCCACUGGGAGUUGCUUCAGCGAGGCCGCGCUGUUGAUAAUCAGGUGUACGUGGCCACGGCAUCUCCUGCCCGGGAUGACAAAGCCUCCUAUGUUGCCUGGGGAUACAGCACCGUUGUGAGUCCUUGGGGGGAGGUCCUCGUCAGAGCUGGCACUGAAGAAAUGGUCGUGUAUUCAGACAUAGACCUGAAGAAGUUGGCUGAAAUACGCCAGCAAAUCCCCAUUUUUAGCCAGAAGCGCUCAGACCUCUAUGCAGUGGAGGCGAAAAAGCCCUAAUGUUUAUGUUUCCAACGUGUCAUGAAACAGGAAGAUAUGUUUCUACAACAUAAUCAACUCCCUUCUGAAUUCUUUAAUGGAGAUUCUUUUUUGUUUUUUUUUAAUUUCAGCCUUUUCCCUUCCUGGAUAGGGAAGCUCUCUGUUGAGAUGGUGGAGCAUCAACUGAUGCUGGUAUUCUCCACACCAUAUUAAAUAGUCAAAAAGGACUCAGGCUGGCAUAGACGAGCAGAAGGCAAGGGAAUGGCUGUAAGUCUUCCAUAUUCAAGUUAUCUCAAAGCAAUUAGUAAAAGUAUCAGAUCUUGGUAUCCUUAAUGGUUGAUUGACCAGAUAUGAAUAGAUCUGUGUCAUGAACUUCUUAUCUGAUUGUUGGAGUUGGAAUCCAUUACGUAGAAAACUUGUUCUUUGAGCAGUACCUUAAAGUUACAUUUUUGGUCUGUGAGUAGCUAUGGAAAGCAAGGUGAUGGAUCCUUGGUGUUGGCUAGAGGAGAUGGCAGCACCUUUCCUAGCAGCCUUUGGGCUCUUCAAAUUCAGGAAGGAGCUAACUAUUUAAGACCCCCUUAGUUUUAGGGGAAACAUUGUUUCAAUAAUGAGCCCCCUGGGAGAAUGGCAGUAGCAUAAUUUGUCAAGGUAACUAAAGUGUGAGUCUCUGCAAAAGAUUUUCUUGAUAGGGGUGAGUGUCUCUUUUUCUUUUCUCCCUAGUAACACUUAUAGCUUGAUAAAGGUAAGUUUUUAGCCCAGUGGUUUUCAGAAUCCUUUUACAUAAUUAAAAAUUAAGAAUUCCAUUGAGGUUUAUGUAUGUUAUAGCUAGUGGUGGGUUGGUAAAUGUUUAAUGACCAGCUGUCUGAGAAGAAGUCGAUUUUGUAGUAGCAUUUGCCAAUUUCCAUGGUGUACUUACUGCCAAAUUCAAGCUAUCAGUGUAACACUUCUAAACACAGAGCUGGGAAUAGAUGUGCUCGAUUGGCUCUUGUGAGCUGGUGCAAUUCUACUCUAGCACACCACUGUUUACAUAUGUAUAGAUAUUUGCCAUACUGGAAAAUAAAAUUUAAAACAAAAGAAUACACGAACACGCAUCCCAUUAUCUAUAAGAAUGAUGACAUUAUCAUGUGCAGUUUAACCAGCACUGUAUACGCAGAAGUGUUGUACAGUGAAAAAGGCAAAUGACUUUUUAAAAAUAAGUGUAUAAUUUGGCAAAAUUUGACAUGUAUAUACAUGAAACCACUUCAAUCAAGAUAAUAAAUAUACCCACCACCCCUAAAAGCUUCUUUGUGCUCUUUUAUAAUCUCUCUGGCUACUCCUCACAUCCUCAGGCAAACACUGAUCAGCUUUGUCACUACAGAUUAGUUUGAAUUUUCCAAAAUUACCCAAAAGUGGAAUCAUACUAUAGUUUUUUGUGUCUUCUUUCACUCACCAUAAUUAUUUGGAGAUUCAUCCGUGUGUGUGCUUCAGUAAUUCAUUCCUUUUUUAUUGAGUUAGUAGUCCAUUGUAUGGAUGUACUGGAAUUUAUCCAUUUACCUGUUGAUAGACAUUUGAAUUGUUUCCAGUUUUGGGCUAUUAACAAAUAAAGCUGCUAGCUACAUUUUGUA
Molecule: messenger RNA, 2484 nt
Organism: Lagenorhynchus albirostris (white-beaked dolphin)
Lineage: Eukaryota; Metazoa; Chordata; Mammalia; Artiodactyla; Delphinidae
Gene: NIT2
Product: nitrilase family member 2
Exons: 10
Coding region: 71-901 (276 amino acids)
Biological process (GO): oxaloacetate metabolic process; L-glutamine metabolic process
Cellular component (GO): mitochondrion
Molecular function (GO): omega-amidase activity
Source: RefSeq, a predicted model, not a curated record